Molecule: messenger RNA, 1539 nt
Organism: Aspergillus pseudotamarii
Lineage: Eukaryota; Fungi; Ascomycota; Eurotiomycetes; Eurotiales; Aspergillaceae
Product: nucleic acid/nucleotide deaminase domain-containing protein
Exons: 2
Coding region: 1-1434 (477 amino acids)
Source: RefSeq, a predicted model, not a curated record
AUGGUUACCCAGAAGACUGUGAUAGAACAUGACCCUGAUGAUGUCAGAGAGUUCUACGAAAUGGUUUGCUUGACCUAUUCCCUGAGUCCUGUGAGGGGUAACAGAAUCAAGCCUGUGUCUUCUGCUGAACGUGACGGGUUUUAUGUUGCAAAGUGCCGGCGAGAUUUCGCGGACGCAAUCGCGUAUUUUUGCGCAUACAGCUGCGACCCGGAUAAUGUCACUGCUGUGGCUCUAGGGAGAAAAGAUACAAAAGCCGUCAUUUGGAUUGCAAGUAACGCAAAUGUUUCUCCAGAGGUGUUGAACUUUCUGGAUAAUGAUGUGCUCAACAUGGUACAGAGGCUCGCAAAAACGAAGCAAGGACAGUUACCUUCAGAUGAACAUAGGACUGUUACCGGGCUCUUGGGUAACAUAUUGGAUUUUACCAGGAAGAAAAUCUUCAAGUACUACAAAGCCACCAUUACAGUAUGGAGAAAAAUCGGCGAGCUUUCUAAAGCUGAAGGUUUAGACAAGACAACCACUGAUCCAGGUAUGUUUUGCGGCUGGUUUAAGAGUAAAUUCUACAAGAGCGGUGACAUGUUAGAGGAAUGUGACAUGCCUCGCCUUGCUAUCAGUUGCUAUAUUGCACAUGCGGACGGGACAUUUGGAAUCCUCGAACAUCGUUCGAGCCAAGGCAAUGAAAAAGGACCUGAUUACGAGCGGCUAUAUAAGUUGCUCAGCAAAUUAGGCAAGCACAUUAGGCUUUUCAAAAGAAUGAUACACGCCAUUGAAGCUCUACGUCGUGACUUCUGCGAAGGCUUUGUAGUGGAGCCGAUUACUGCGUCCAUUCCAAAAGCCAUCCCUCUUCCAAAGCUAAACGAGCAGGGUUUGGAAAAGAUUGUGGCUUGUGUUUUUCAAGAAGAAGACGAAAGACAUCAAUUUUACCAUCAUUUCAACCAAUUCUAUAAUAAGGAGUACACAUCUCAGUCUUUGCAGCGGUGCAAGAGAGGUCGUGCCCGAGUCCACGCCGAGAUCUUAUUGAUCGAUUUCUUCGACAAGUUUGACGCGAACUUCCUUGAUGACGACGACAAGUAUAUUGCCUGCAGCAAACCGGCAUGCUACCUUUGCUAUCAAUAUAUACGCCAACACCCGGAUAACUAUACACUGCCUCCAACCCACCAAAAGCUAUACUAUGCUUGGUCUCUGCCUAUCAUACGAGCAAACGAUCGGAAUUGCAUUGAUAAAUUCGCUCGACACACGCGGUUCCUAAACCAAGUUACAGAGACUCUUCGGUCCGAUCUUCGAGAUGAGGUGCAGAGGAAGCUAGCCCCAAGGAAAAACCAUGCAGACUCGACAGCAGGAGCAAGUUCAAUUUUCGAUACUGGUAGAGUAAGACCAACAUCGAAGAUCUAUGAGCACCAUAUCCGUGCUUUGACUCGAUUACUAAGUGAAGGUUAGACCUGCUGUUCGGUUUCUUUUGGAGCAUGGAAAGAAUUAACCCGGAUAAUCUUUUUAGCAAAGAUAAGUGCCAAGUUCGAUGCUGGCCUUGAAGAUGAAGACGGG